AUGGAUUACAGCAACAUGCCUUUGGAGGAAAAACGCUCGUACUACCUAUGUGGCAAUGACUAUGUGACUUUAGAUCAAGUACUAUCAUGGCCAGAUUAUGUGAAGGAGAGGCAUUGGUCUUUUACCAGGGAAGGUACUGUAUUAUUGAUGUUAUUUUGUACCAUUAAAACCAUACUCCAUAUUAAAAAAAUCUUUCCCCUUCUCUGAAUUUCCAGCUCUUUAUCAAGCCCCCCUCCUCUCUACUAAGACACCUUGCCCUUCCUAUUAAGAUCCCUCUUCUCUACUUAGAGGCUUUCUCUUCCUCCUUAUUAAGACCCCUUUCGACCUCUGCCCUUUCUCUAUUAACUCCUGCUCAUCUAUAAAACUGUAUCCUCUAUUAAAAGCCCCUCUGCUCUGUAUGGCCCCAUACCCUAAUCUUGUUUAUGACUCCAUCCUCUACUCACUAUUAAUGCCCUCUCUCUCUAUUAAGAUGCUCUUCCCUUUUUCUCCAGUAAGCCUCUCCUCCAUUAAAACACUAAUGUAAUCUCACUUUAGAAAAUUUGUUCAUAAACGACCCAAACCUAAAUAUUCAACUGUAGAUCAUAUGAUAUCCACAUAAUUUUAUUGAAUUUAAAUAUAGGACUAAUUUCUUCUAUCAUUCGUACUUUCCAAGGAUUCUAUAAGAGCAUGGAAUUUUCUUCCUAGGGAUACAAAACGUUUAUAGGUAGCAAUGAAAGUAUUAAGAAAGCGAUAAUAACUAAUUUUUUGAGGAAAAUGGACAGCCACAGUAUGGAUUACCUUGUAAACAUUAAUAACUUGUAAAUAACUUAAUUGUAACUUAUAUGUGGUUGUAUAUUAUAUAUUUUAUCUUGUAGUAUUCCUCACAUACUUGUUAGUUGGCAGUCCGCUUCAAUUGGGGCUUAGCUCUGUUGCCCUUUUUCGCUACAAAGCACCUCCUCUUAAACCCCCUCCUCUCUUGCAAGAACUACCUCUCCUUUAUCUCCCUCCUCUCCGUUAAUAUUGCCCUUCCCCCGUUCUUGAUUAAGACACCCCUCUCUAGUCUAUUAGGUACCUCAUAAUAACUAGUCAUCUUUACCAGGCUGGCUUAAAAAAGAUUCAGAAUUCACCACUGACAAUGAUCACAUAAACAGAAAGGUUUCACUCUGGCGAGGAGAUAUAACACGGCUUGAAAUUGAUGCUAUUGUGAAUGCUGGUAGGUUUCUUAGCUAGGUUUCCCAAGGUGGACAAACCAGGAAGCAUUGUUACGUUUCUCAAGCUUUGAGCAACCGAACGUGAGAACGUCAAUUUUGGCAAUAGGAAACAUAACUCGGAGCUUGACGUCUUGAGAUCUGAUAAAUAAAACAGAAAAGAAAAUGUUAUAGAAAAGAGACGCCUAUUAAAUCUGGUGGGUAAAUAUUGUAAAAGAUACAGGGAAAAAUUGAAAUUUUCUACUACAGUAUAUUAGCGUGCACAAGAUCUUUUGACUCAGGUUUGCAGUUAGCUCCAGUCACUUGCAGGUAUUGCAAGUAAUGCAGUUACCUCGGAUCCCAAUAUCUGACACCCGUGAUAAAAAGUGUUGUGAAGCCACAUUUAUUAUUUUCUUUCAGCAAAUAAAAGUCUUGUUGGAGGUAUUGCAAGUAGGUUGUGUUUUUCAGUGGCGUCUUGUGGACAGGUUUUGAUGGAAAUCUAUCUUGUUUGCUUACACAACGUUUACUAUUAUUUUCUUUCAGCAAGUGUAAGUUUCUGGCCAGCAGCUCGUACAGGUAGGUUGUGUUCCUCAGUGGCGUCUUAUGGACAGGUUUUGAUAGAAAUCUAUCUUGUUCGCUUACACAACGUUACUCAUUAUUUAGUUGAUGAUUGUAUUCAUCGAGCUGCAGGCAAGGAACUUCUAGAGGAAUGCAGAAAAUGGAAUGGAUGUGACAUUGGCGAUGCUAAAAUCACCUCAGGUACAAUCAUUGAAAUGAAUAUAACUGGAACGCUACCUCCAACCGGAAAUUUGAAGCCAAACUUGAAAGCCAGUCCCACUAUCCCACUCUUUUCACGCAUGCGAAGAGCACUCAAUCAGUCAAUCAUGAUAUAAACACGCGUGACGUAACCACGCGUUCCAGAUAUAUUCAUUUCAAUGAGUAUAAUACAUAUUUAUUAUUUUCGAAAAUUUAACCAUUGAGUGCCGGCGCUGUCAACUUCAUGAGUAAAAAUUGUCUGGCAUUGGACGAAGUAAAGUCUGUAAUAAAAUAGGGUGCAUUAUGGCGCAAUGCAAGAUAGGCCACGGUCAAACGUCGAACUUUUCAUGUGCCGAACCUAAUGCAAAUGAAGUGAAACAAACAACUUAGCUCAUUAACAUUAGGUUCGGCACAUGAAAAGUUCGACGUUUGACCCUGGCCUUAAUUAAGAUUUUAUAUAAAACCUCGGUCAAACGAGGAGUUGGUGAGAGUUACCAGUCACGCAUUGUUACAGGGGACAUUUCAAGCUCUAGAUGAACAAAAUAAAGGUUUGAUGAGUGUUCCAACUAUGUUUUAACUUUAAUAAAAUACAUGAUAGUGUUGGGAAAGCAUUAAGAACAGCUAACCAAGCUCGCGUGACUGUCAACUCUCAUGCACUCUCAUCCUCGUUUCAUCCGGGCUUAACUAUCCUCCUUUGUGGUAUUAAUGCGUGUUUUCCUUCUAUUUCGACAGGACAAAAACUUCCAGCUAAACGUAAGUACGCAAAUCAUUUGGUUAAUUGCCCCGUUUCAGUACACUUGUAUACAAGUCUUUUUGUGUCGAACGGUGUCUGUGUCCUGCCGUUUAUUUUCAAGCUUGCUUGUAUACGCUGUAAAAAUAGUUUUACUGACGGUACAUUCAUGAAGAACAACAAUCCAACGUGGAGACCAGAUUUUAGAGCAGAUUUUAGAUUUUAUUUUUUUCAUGUUGUGUAGAUGUGAUUCAUACGGUUGCUCCAUUGUUUGAAGAAGAGCGACUGUUGGAAAGCUGUCAUAAUUCCUCUCUCAGGCUGGUGAAAGAACACGAAUUGAGUUCAGUG
Messenger RNA from Paramuricea clavata, 3000 nucleotides. NCBI's taxonomy places the organism in Eukaryota, Metazoa, Cnidaria, Anthozoa, Malacalcyonacea, Plexauridae. The record is from the annotation of a GenBank genome assembly.